CAGUGGUAAAUGUCCACGUUGUCAAAAGCAGGACAAAACUGGGGAGAAUUAAGUUCUGGCAAAUUAAUAUGGAAUUAGUCUCUCUUAUGACUCAAAGCAGUGUUCACCACUCCAUCAAGCCCCACAAAUUUGAUUUAUUGUGACAGUAUUGGAUACUGAAUAAGGCGAGUGGAUGAAGUUUUCGCUACACGAGGAUGAUAAAUUUGGUAAAUGACUUUCUUACUAAUGCAGAUAAGGAGGAUAUUAUUAAGUGUGUUAAAGGCUUAGUACACUACCCCUUAAAACAUGAUAGAUUAGGUUUCAGGAUUACUAAAGAAGAUGAGAAACUGCUCUAUGACAAAUACUUCCAUCAAAUAAUGGGCCACACUUUCAAGAUUGUCAACGAAUUACCAACGACUGAAAUGUUAUCAUUAUGUAGAUUUUUGACGGAAUUCUCGAAAGGCGAUAUUUGGCUUGAGUCCGCAUGCAACUUGUUGUCAAGCAAUAUUGUAUCUACAGAAGCUCAUUUACUAGUAGUUGAACUAGAAAAGUUUUUCUCAGAGUUCAACAGAGUGUCAGAUUUUAUUUCUGCUUGCAUUGAUGACAGUGAAAUUGUCUCAGAUAGCUCGCAAUUGUUUCUGGAGUCACGAGCCAGGUUAUUGGCCAACGUGCCUUACUAUGUUGCUAACGUGAAACGUGAGAAUCCCUCCUACUUCACUGUUGGGAGUCAUUUUGUCAAAAACAUUUUGUCAGCCUUCAAACGUGUUUCCAAUACAUCGCAAAAUAUGUAUCAGCUUUUAGGAUUAAUUGUUAGUCAUCUAUGUUUGGCCGGGUAUUCGAAAUAUGUCUCAGAUUUUAUUGUUGAGCAGGGACAACAUAAUUCCGCUGACAUUUGGUCUAAAUUACUAAUCCACACCAACACAAAAAGUAUGGAAAUGUGUUUGGCUUCACUCGCUAAAGAAUGUCCAACCCCACAAAAAUAUUAUGCGUUGUUAUCAAGAAUUCUUGAAAUGUCCUCUCCUACUUUUGAUUCAUAUAUGAGGUUAUGUCGUCGUUUGUUCUACAUCCGCCAGUUUAAAUCUGGAAAUACCGUCAGAAACAUUUUUAAUUCGUUUUUCAUGGCUGUUUCAAAGUGUGAGACGCUUGAAAAAUCAACCUGUUUAGCUACCAGGGUUGAUGAAGAUUUGGGACUACCUGCUCUUCGCGUAUGGUCUGACAUAAACUCCAUACAAACAGCUUCCCUAGAAAGACGUAUUUAUUUGUCGCAAAUAUUAAUUUCAUGGAUUAUUGAUUUUCGGGACCCUGUGCGUGCUAAUUUAUCCAUCAACUUAUCCAAUGACCACUUAUUACCUGAUGUACUGAAUGGAAUCAGUAAUCACCUUGGAAGUCCGCGAAUUGAAAUUCGUACUCUUGGUAUGGUUAUAGCGGAGUGGAUUGUGAAAAUUUUCGACUGGAGUCCUGGUGAUGAGAAUCAGAAGUUGAAAUUUGACUAUGAAGAACUAAAUUUUCUUAGCCAUAUUCGACCAUAUUUUGUUCCUCUGGAUGAGGCUGUCGAUGCUGAGUCUGGUGAUCACAAUUCAGUUCCAAUUCAAACGCCGUCAAGUGUAGAGUCUCCCAAAAUCGCCCUUAAUUCACUUGAAUACAAGAUAACGAACGAAAACUGUGAAACUGCGAAACAAGCUCUACAUAAACUAGACAGUGAUGAUGAUCCAGAUAGUGAUAAUGACUCAUUGACACCACUCCCUUCCAUUAGUUCUUCAAAUCGCUACAAUAAAACACCAUUUUAUCUUCGUGAAUGUCUUGAUGGAAUGUUAUUAUCUAAGGUUGAAGAUAACCCAGUGAAUAUUGCAUGUACAAUGUCUGCAGAAAAGUUGAUCUACGCUCAUCCGGAAGCGGCACAAGAGUUAGCACUAGAAUUCGCUCGUGUUCUUGUUCAUAUUGAACCACCUGUAACACCUGAUCCGGAACAAAUAGCUCGUGCCAGACAUGAUGCCCUAGUAGCUAUUGGUGUAGUUGCUCCGAAAAAAUGCGCACGUUAUUUGACUUCAGAAUUUUGUCAGUCAGGAUAUUCCAUUGGCCAAAGGAUGAAUAUUAUAUCAUCUCUCACUGAUAUUGCCUGUAAGUUGUAUGGGGGCAAAGACGCACUACUCUCUCAAAGAUUCUCCUCAAAUCAUCAGAUAGCCAAUAAUGAUGCGGUCACUGCUAACAACGAUCAUAAAGGAAAAACCCGUCGAUUUUGUAAAAAGCGCCCUCCAUCUUCCUAUAUUAUUAAUAAAUUUGCUCCUUUUGCUGGAGAGUUUUUCUUUCCCUUGCUAAAAAGCAUUCCACAGUUAUCUCUUUCUUCUGCUAAAGGACCGUUCGCUCAUCAAGAUGCUAGUUUAUUGGCUAGCUUAUUGGCGUCGUUGGGAACUAUUUAUGCUUGCUCCAGUCUCUCAUCUGUCCAAGCUCGAAUGGCUGACGAGUUGAUAAAUUUAAUUCCUUUAUUUCAUCGACAUCCGGAACCUGCAGUGCGACGUGCUUUACACAUAGUCGUUGGAACAGUUAUCACCACUACUCCACUGGAAAUCUUAUCUUCUAAACCUGAAUUGAUUUUUAGAAAGUCAAUCGUUUUAUCUGGUAGUAAAAAAAGCUCUGUAGAAAGUACUAUUUCUAGCUGGUUAAAAUCAUGUUCAUUGUCUGAUUCAGAUGCAGAAUGUCAACUCUUAGCUUCUAAUAGUCUUUCCGCACUAUGUGAACGAUUUUUAGAGUGGAAUCAUAGUAAACAGUAACUCCGAAAUAAGUUUCAGUACAUUUAUUCCACUUAUCUAUCGAUAUUCAUGCUUUUUGUACAUAGUGUAUAAAUUCUUAUGAUCAAUAUACAUAAAUUAACGAGUAUUUGGUGUUAAAUUCUUAUAAAUGCUUGCUUGAAAUAUCAUAGUAGUGAUAUAUAUAUAUAUAUAUCAUGAAUGAUAUCUUCAUUUGUAACUUAAAGGUGAAUUGUUAUACAUACCAUAGUUUUACUAUGAUUUGUUUUCCCUAUUCAAGUAUACUUCAGUGUGGAUUGAGUACUUAACAACAUAUAAACUUUUCAUCUUAUCGUCAGAUUGUAGCUUUAGUGUGAAAUCCAUCGAGACAGAACCGAUAUAAUCUACCAUUGUAAUGGUAGUUAAAUUGUGUAAAGACGGUUUUCUUUGGCUGAUUUCAGACAUGAAUAUUGGGAAAAGGGUCUUGUGUGCAAAUAUGCACUAAGAAUUUAAACUGCCAAAAUACAAAAACCAGUGGAACUUGGUGAAUACAUGAAAUUUAUUAUACUAGCCGGAAAAUCUUGACUCUGAAGAUAUGGAAACUAAAAGAGCAUACCAAACAUGGAAGUUAAAAAUUGUCUGUGUUUACCUCUUAUUUGUCCAAAAUAUUUAUCCAAAAUUAUUAGCUGACAGUUCAGGGUAACUAGGCUGUAAAAAAACCCAGCAGUGGAGUUACAUAGCUAUCAUUGUACUGACUGCAUUCAUGUAUCAACUAGCCAUACAAACAUCUCUCAACUAUGCGUUCGUGCUGUAUAGAAAUGAAUCAAUCAGAUAAUUGUUCUACCGCAAACUAUUAAAUACCGCUUAAAAGUUUUCGUACAUCUUUUUCUUUGAUUAUUGCAGAAAAAUUCAUUUAACAUAUAGAAAUUCAUGAAUAGAAUUAAGUGAAAAAGAAUAUUAAGCAUAUUAGUGUUUCAGUCAAUAGGGUCAUGUACCAAGUAAUAUACGAAAAUCUACUAGUGAACUACUAAAUGAAAUAUUUGAGACAAAUGUAUGAUUCCUGGGAAUUAACAUCAUGCCAUGUAUUAGUUUACGUAAUGGUAAGUGCUGUAAGACUACGUUGAUUGUGGCCUGAACAUAGUGAAUAUUAUUUAUCAUGAAUAAACGUUUGUGGUGUAUACGAAACUACGUGGAUGUAUGUUGGAUAUUGUGUAGUUGAGAUAAAAAGUUAUCUUUGAUAAUUUUACAGGUAAUCGGUAAUUGGAAUUCCAGUUUCACAAGAUGCAUCCUGACUUCUCUUUUAUUUCAUUCAAUUGUGUUCAGUGUGAGGAAGAUCACAUUAAAGUUAAAACUGAGAUACAAAUCAACAAGUAAUUGAUCCAAUACAUGGAAUGGAAUCGAAUCGAAAAUUUUACUCAUAAUUGGAUGAUACUUGGAUAAUUUAACAGAUAUCAUUGGCUGCCACAAUAAUAACUGUAGACCUCAGUUGAUAAAUUACAUUUAUAUUUAUUACUAAAUACUUUGUAAUAUAUUCGUCCAGAUCCUUCAUCUCAUUUUUAUUUGUCAUAUAGUGUUGUGUAUCCAAUGGAAAGAGAAUUACCAAACGUAUCAUUGAACAACUGUUUGAGAACUUCUAGUGUCAUUGGAAUGCAACAAAACAAUGAUGAGAAUCCACUUAAUAAUAAAGCGAAUAUAUACAAUAGUGGAAUUCAGUGCGGUCUAAACUUAUCCAAUAGUAGUAUGUGUGAACAUCAGAAUUUAACAACAUUUGAUCCCUCUUUACGACCGGUGCAUGCUGAAGUUUGUGUAUCUCCGUAUAAUUGUGAAGAAUUUACUGUCAUUGAAUCUUACGUCGUAGAAUUUCUACGUCAACUUGGUCCUCGACACAUACCAACUGUCCUAAACAAAUUUGAUAAUGAAUUGAGUUUAGUAACAUGUAAUAGUGAGGUGAAUAAGUUUCAUCAGGUUCUUACUAGUUGUGUUGCGUCAAUUAAUUUAAUGCUUGAUGAAGCUGAUGGAAUUUAUGAUAAUGAUACUGGUCGAUCAGUUAAUCUUUGUAUUACACCUAUUUUAGUACAUAUUUAUCAAAUGGUUAAUGGAGAUGAAGCUUUACCAGUUCAAGAAUUAAUUGAAUUCGGUUCAGAAUCUAUAAAUGGUGGAACUACAUGGCUACUUCCAUCAGCAGAAAUGUCAGGUCUCUGGGAAUCACUUAUUUUUGAUACAGAUAUAAAACUAAAUUUAUUACAGUAUGCACAAACUGCUCUACUAUUUGCUGAUCGAAAAGUAUCUUCAUCUGUAAUUUCUUGGAAUCGUGUAAUUCUGUUGUAUGGUCCUCCAGGGACUGGUAAAACUUCACUAUGUCGAGCAUUAGCUAAUAAAUUAGCCAUAAGAAUGGCUGAUCGUUACUCAUCAGCACAAUUAAUUGAAAUUAAUACAAUGAAUUUAAUGUCGAAAUGGUUUUCUGAAAGUGCACGUCUCGUAACAAAAAUGUUUGAUGGAAUUAAAGAAUAUUUAGAGUCAAAUGAUCAUCUUGUAUGUUUAUUAAUUGAUGAAGUUGAAAGUUUAACAGCUGUCCGAACUUCUUCCAUGUCAGGCUGCGAACCAAGCGAUGCUAUUCGUGUUGUUAAUUCUGUUUUAACUCAAAUUGAUCAACUACUUAGUCCCAAUCUCAAAUACCACUUCACCUACUUCGGUUUAGGCAACUGAUUAAACGUUUCCCCAAUGUUUUGAUAUUGGCCACUUCAAAUGUAACCGGUGUUAUAGACCCAGCAUUUUUAGACAGAGCUGAUAUACGUCUGUUUAUUGGUCCACCAUCUCCACCAGCUAUUUAUUCAAUCUAUCGCACUUGUUUAUAUGAAUUAAUAAGAGUUGGAUUAAUCAAUUCUACAGAGGAUAGUCGAUUAUUAAGUUAUCAAACAUUGGCAUCUGUACAAUUUAUGGAAAAUCAAGCCAAUUCAUUAAGUAUAGAACUAUGGCGUUUAGCAGAACAUAGUCUUGGUUUAAAUGGUCGUACAUUGCGCAAAUUACCUUUGUUAGCGUAUGCAUUUUAUUUGAAUAAACUAAUCCCUGAUAUGCGAUAUAAUUCUACCCUUCAUUGUCGUCGAAUUCAUCUACCAGACUCUAAUAAAAAUAAUUCCUCUAUUCUAAAUGAAUCUUCAUCAUUUUAUAAUGUUAGCUCAUCCAGUAUGUGUAUGAAUGAAUCGAUUCAUUCUUCAAUGAUAUCAGCGACAGGAACAGCAGCGGUGGUACCAGAAGCCGAAUUAUCAUCAUUACCAUUGCCGAUUCCUAAUUGUGUAAAAUCGAAUAAUGUUUCAUUGGGUAUAUUUAUUAAAGCAUUGAAAUUAACUGUAGAUGCUCAGUUCACCGAGUUGAAAUCACUUGAUUUAGCAUCAUUGGGAAAGGGACGUUUAACUGGAGUUCAAUGAACAGAAUUAAACUACACUUAACUUUCUUUGCUGUUUCUUUUAUAUUUACUACCUCUUUCCUGCUCCCGGUUUUUUGUACGUUUAUGUACACAUUUGUUUCUGAAUGCAUUUAUGUUUUUCUUGCUAGUCUGGUUGUUAACAUUCUUCUCUAGAGUUUAUUUUUUUUAUUAUUGUUGUUAUUUUUAUAGAAAUCAAAUAAAUGCAUUGGAGAAUUUUGUAGAAAAGCUCUUUAUAUAUAUAAUUGAACGAAAUAGAACAUUCCCGACAUUUUUUUGAAAGCGCUACCAUAAAAAAAGACAAUAGGCAAGAGGAAUGUAUGUGUAUCGCGAGAAGUUACACAGUAUUUUCAUAAUACGUAGC
Messenger RNA from Schistosoma haematobium, 6487 nucleotides. It is a transcript of the gene TELO2, whose product is annotated as TEL2, telomere maintenance protein 2. Lineage: Eukaryota; Metazoa; Platyhelminthes; Trematoda; Strigeidida; Schistosomatidae. Bases 195 to 2747 code for a protein of 850 amino acids. Gene Ontology annotation, biological process: protein stabilization; meiotic recombination checkpoint signaling; telomere maintenance via telomerase. The record is from RefSeq and is a predicted model, not a curated record. The transcript is spliced from 7 exons. Gene Ontology annotation, molecular function: ATP hydrolysis activity; telomeric repeat DNA binding; ATP binding. Gene Ontology annotation, cellular component: cytosol; nucleus; chromosome.